UUGCAGUUGAGUGGGCAGCAGCAGCAUUGAAGCAUUUUGUAGAUCAGAUAAUGUCUGCAGUGAACCAACCGACCGACGGCCCUCAUUAGACGAUCGGACGCUUUUAAUGGCUCUGUGACAGCUUGUAUCACCAGUGGGAAACUGGCGUGUCUGUCAACACAAAAGAAAUGUCAAAACGUACUGAGUGCGCACUCCUGUGGACAGAUCUCCUUAUGGGUACUACUAGCUGGUGAACCCAUUCCAUGAGCACUUAUCACAGCUACAUUUCCUAAAUGGGUUUUUUUACGAUGUCAGACAGUAAUUGUACAACAAACCAUGAUAUCCAUCAGUAUUUAUCACCUGUGGUGUACAUCCUAGUGCUUCUACUAGGGUUGCCCACAAGUAUUUACUCCCUGCACCAUGCGUGGCAGCAGGUGAGAGUCAGAAAUGAACUUGGAAUCUACCUGCUGAACUUGACGCUGUCGGAUAUCCUCAACCUGUGUUCCUUACCUUUCUGGUUGCACUAUUUUUUUCAUCAUGAUAACUGGCUUCUUGGGGAGUGGUGGUGUAAGAUAUGUGGAUUGUUUCUCUAUGAGAACAUCUAUAUCACCAUUGGCUUUCUUUGUUGCAUCUCAGUUGACCGUUACCUGGCUGUGGUUUAUCCUUUUCGCUUCCAGAGGUUUCGAAGUAUGAAAGCAUCUGUCAUCGUCAGUGCUUGUAUUUGGAUCAAGGAGACUGGGGUUUGUACUGUCCUCAUUCUACAAAAAGAAGUCACUAUCGACAGUGAAAACCACAAGAUUUGCUUUGAGCAUUACCCCAUGACAGACAUGGAGCGGCCAGUGAACUAUUACCGGUUUUUUGUUGGAUUCCUUUUCCCCUUGGUGAUUAUUACUUUUUCUUACAUUCGUAUUCUUAAAGCUGUCAAGAAAAGCACAGGAACUCAGCAUGCACAGAAACUCAGAAUCAAGUACUUGGUGUCCAGCACAAUAGCCAUUUUUCUGCUCUGUUUCUCGCCCUACCACAUCUUUCUUUUAAUUCGGACGGUUUUUGAAAAGAAAGACUGUGUGUUAAUCAGGACUAUUUUUAAUUACUAUCAUUUCUCUUUGCUGCUGACUAGUCUCAACUGCCUUGCAGAUCCUGUGUUGUAUUGUUUUGUUAGUGAAAGCAUUCAGAAGGAGAUGCUGAGGGCAAAGAGUCAAUGUGGACAGCUGAGUUGCUGCUGUAAAAAAUCAAAAACUGCAGAAACGACUGAAAAUAACACACCCGAUAUUAAUGGAAGUACAGUCCUGACUGCCUUUCAGAGGGGGACUGAGCUGGGCUGACGAUUCAUGUGUGUUCUUAAGGCAGACAUGUGCAAGUUUAGUCUGCUUAAGGGUGUGUUGUCUAUUUAAGAAAGAUGGCAAGACAAGUCAAGGUAAAUGUGAAUUUCCCCUUGGGAUUAAUAAAGUAUCUAUCUAUCUAUCUAUCUAUCUAUCUAUCUAUCUAUCUAUCUAUCUAUCUAUCUAUCUAUCUAUCUAUCUAUCUAUCUAUCUAUCUAUCUAGUUAGAGAAGUAGCUGCCUUCUAUUGGUCACUAUUGAGUUUUGAUGUGAAAAUGACCAAGCGAUCUGCCACUUUCCACAGAGUAUCUCAGAUUUUAAAAUUGUAAAUGAUUGAUGUUUCCUGUAAAAGUUCUGUGUGAAUGACAGCCAUGGAAUGGGUUCUCAAAGAUAAAAAGUCAAUAUAUACGAUGUAAAGGAGUCCAUGGAGCCAUAUGGUGAGUUAGGAGUUAUCUUGCUGCACUUAUUCAGUACCAAUUUAGGACGAUGACAGCCAAAGCCUACCUCCGCACAAGUGUGUGUAUAUGGCAGAAUGCAGUUUUCAAGGAAUGACCUUUCAUUGAGGUGCAAAAUAACCCAGCAGCUUUGUGAGCUUAAACCAGCGUUUGGCAGGAAUUGGAGAUCUGGGAGGCUGAACUGUCUUGCAGGUUGGAGACACCGCGUGUUCAUGAUAGGUUUACAGGACACAGUGUGGCCAGUGAGUGGUGCUGACGGCCUCUGGUCCUCUUGUCAUCUCUGCACAGUUUUUGCACCUUCUGUAAAUACUCCAUGACAAAGACAUGCUGGUUAGGUUGACUGACCUCGUGAGAAUAUCUAGGGUUACUUGCUGAGUUGUGCGCAUUAUUCCCUGGAUCCAGCUCCAGCUCCUCGCAGGCUUGGAAUAAAAUGGUUGAGAAAAAGGGUAAAUAGGUAGGUUUAUGCCCUGUAUCAGUUUUGACCAGGGCUAGUGUUUAUUAUUUGUACGAGGGGGAGUCAAGCUAAACUUAGAAACUGGGAUUUAUUAGAAA
Messenger RNA from Polypterus senegalus (gray bichir), 2303 nucleotides. RefSeq names its product ovarian cancer G-protein coupled receptor 1 (gene gpr68). The transcript has 2 exons. Gene Ontology annotation, cellular component: membrane. The record is from RefSeq and is a predicted model, not a curated record. Bases 273 to 1301 code for a protein of 342 amino acids. Gene Ontology annotation, molecular function: G protein-coupled receptor activity. Gene Ontology annotation, biological process: cellular response to pH; G protein-coupled receptor signaling pathway. Lineage: Eukaryota; Metazoa; Chordata; Cladistia; Polypteriformes; Polypteridae.